CAUUAACUGCCGCCUCUCGCUCCCGUCUCCUCCUCCUCCUCCGGCCGCCGCCGCCGCCGCCGCCGCCGCCGCUCUUCCGUCGUCCUGCUGUUUCCGCUGCAUCCUCACCGGAAGGCCCCCGAGCCUCGCCGCCCCACCGCCCCCAAUCCCUACGCCAUUUCCAGCGCCGCCGGGGGCCCGUCGCCGCUACGCCCAAAAUGACUGGAUCAUCUAAGAAGCAUGAACUGAAGUCUAAACAGAAGCUUGAGAAGAAGCUCAGCUUCUACACAAAAGUGAAAGAUACAGUAACCUCCCUAAAUGCUAAAAAGACUAUCAGCAAGAAAACUAAGCAGAGGAACCACAAGAAGAAACUGAAAGCAUAUGAUCUCUCAUCACUCUCUGAGUUCCUGCCUGAAACAGAUGCCUCAAAGCAGCAGAGCGAAGCAAAACUGAACUGCAAAUCAAAGCAAGCUUUAGUGCAACGAGAGGCUGCCCAGCUGAAGGCUGUGUUGACCAAUCCACAGUUCCAGCUCAACCCAUUCGCUGCAAUCCAUCAGCACCUGUUGUCAACACAGCCACAUUCUGCGAGAAAAGAGAGCGAUUCGGACAAGCACGAGAAGAACCCUAAGGACAAGAAAAGAAAGAAGAACAACAACAAGAAGAAUGCUUCAUCUACCUCCGAGGCAAUGGAUAUAUGAUACCGCGAAGUACCCACCAAAAAGGAGAAUUUGCACAAUUAUCAUCAAUCUUGGUUUGAAAUAGACUCCUUUGAUGUGAUCUCUUGAACAUUGUCAAAUUUUGUUAAAGAGCCAGCAUUCUCUCCUCCCAGAGCUUCCUAGUUGCUUGUAGCAUGGCUGAAGGAGUGUUCAAGUGCAACAAAUUUGUACCUGGAGCAUUUUCUCGCUGGAUAUAUAUAAAAAUCGAAUUGGUCAGGUUGACUCUUGUCCGAAACACCAGGUAUUCUUUCUCCUCAUUAACUAUUAAUUAUCAUGUUUCAAGUGUUCCGGAUUUUAACGAUAAGUUGGUAA
This is a messenger RNA of Oryza brachyantha (malo sina), 1007 nucleotides long. RefSeq names its product putative ribosome biogenesis protein slx9-like. Lineage: Eukaryota; Viridiplantae; Streptophyta; Magnoliopsida; Poales; Poaceae. The record is from RefSeq and is a predicted model, not a curated record. The transcript has 5 exons. Bases 198 to 677 code for a protein of 159 amino acids. Gene Ontology annotation, biological process: maturation of SSU-rRNA from tricistronic rRNA transcript (SSU-rRNA, 5.8S rRNA, LSU-rRNA). Gene Ontology annotation, cellular component: nucleolus; preribosome, small subunit precursor; 90S preribosome.